Messenger RNA from Anneissia japonica, 7957 nucleotides. RefSeq names its product titin-like. The record is from RefSeq and is a predicted model, not a curated record. Bases 33 to 7955 code for a protein of 2640 amino acids. The transcript has 4 exons. Lineage: Eukaryota; Metazoa; Echinodermata; Crinoidea; Comatulida; Comatulidae.
UCUAAUUUGCAUUUUUAAAGUUAUCGUUCCUGAUGUUGUUGACAUUUAUAAUAUGCCGAUGCUUAUGUGAUAUCUUCCGGGGAUGUGAACGUUGUUGCGAUACUUGCCAAUGUGGUGAUAUUUGCCGAUGCUGCUGUGAUAGACCUAGGAAAGUCACCAUCUACAGGACAGAGCACAGACACCGAAGACAUAUAAUAUUAAAAGCUGCAGUGCUAUGCUUCCUCCUGAUUUUCAUAACCGCUACGUUGAUUAUGGGAGUGAUGGCCACCAGGUCUCCUGCGCUACAAUACGUGUUCGCAGUUCUCAACGGAUGUAUUGGGUUUGUUCUACUCAUCUGCGUUUAUCUUCUGUCGAAACACGUCGAAAGGGAAUAUGUUCCAUCUGUUAUAGUCGAUUCAUCCAUUCACGGUCAAACUCUAGUGGAUGUUCAAUACGAUCCAGAAAUUACUGUUUCUGGUUACCGGCGUGAUUAUGUGAACGAAGGCUUUGAGAUGAGAGAACCUACGUCGCAGGAGCCAGGACAGACACAGUUAAGUAGAAAGAAAUACACCAGAGUGUUUUAUACUGACGGUUCUUCAGAACAACAACAGUAUUAUAGCGACAGGAGAAAUGAACAAGUAAACAUUCGGUAUGUAGAUGAACAACCUGAGGUGGUCCGUAGAAGAGAUGUCAAUGCUGAUGUAAUUGUCGAACGCAGACCAAAAGAACUGCGUGAAAGAGUGGACAUUGAACAGGAUGUUGUUACUGGAAAAUACUAUACAGACAGUGACUAUCAACAAACUAGUGUGGGAAGAAAGGUGAUAAUAACUGAACAUGGACAAAGAGAACCUGAACAUAUACGCAGAACAAGAGCUCGAAAAGAAAUGGAUGCCGAGAUAAUGGUUGAACGCAGACCAAGAGAAUUGCGUGAAAGAGUUGACAUCGAACAGGAUGCUGUUACUGGAAAAUACUAUAGAGACAGUGACUAUCGACAAAAGAGUGUUGGAACAAAGGUGAUCAUAACCGAAGAUGAACAAAGAGAACCUGAAGGUAUACGCGAAACAAGAGCUCGAAAAGAAAUGGAUUCUGAGAUAAUGGUUGAACGCAAACCAAGAGAAUUACGUGAAAGAGUUGACAUUGAACAGGAUGUUGUUACUGGAAAAUACUAUAGAGACAGUGACUAUCAACAACGGAGUGUUGGAAAGAAGGUGAUAAUAACCGAAGAUAUACAAAGAGAGCCGGAACGCAUACGUGGAACAAGAUCUCGUGAAGAAAUGGAUGCUGAGAUAAGAGUUGAAAGCAGACCAACAGAAUUGCGGGGAAGAGUUGAUAUCGAACAGGAUGUUGUUACUGGAAAAUACUAUAGAGACAGUGACUAUCAACAGAAGAAUGUUGAAAAAAGGGUGAUUAUAACCGAAGAUGAACAAAGAGAACCUGAACGUAUACGCAAAACAAGAGGUCGAAAAGAAGUGGACGCUGACAUAAUAGUUGAACGCAGACCAAAAGAAUUGCGUGAAAGAGUUGAUAUCGAACAGGAUGUUGUUACUGGGAAAUAUUAUAGAGACGGUGACUAUCAACAAAAGAGUGUUGGAAGAAAGGUGAUAAUAACCGAAGAUGAACAAAGAGAACCUGAACGUAUACGCGAAAUAAGAGCUCGAAAAGAAAUGGAUGCUGACAUAAUAGUUGAACGCAGACCAAAAGAAUUGCGUGAAAGAGUUGAUAUCGAACAGGAUGUUGUUACUGGGAAAUAUUAUAGAGAUGGUGACUAUCAAACAAAGAGUGUUGAAAGAAGGGUGAUAAUAACCGAAGAUGAACAAAGAGAACCUGAACGUAUACGCGAAACAAGAUCUCGUGAAGAAAUGGAUGCUGACAUAGUAAUUGAAACCAGACCAAGAGAAUUGCGUGAAAGAGUUGACAUCGAACAGGAUGUUGUUACUGAUAAAUACUAUCCAAGAGACAGCGACUACCAACAAGGGAGUGAUGAGAGAAAGGUGAUAAUAUCAGAAGAUCUACAAAGAGAACCUGAACGCAUACGUGGAACAAGAUCUCGUGAAGAAAUGGAUGCUGACAUAAUAAUUGAACGCAGUGGUGUUGAUAUGGUACCUAAACAAUCCAAAAGGUACAUGAGUACUAUUACUCUGCAAGGAACGGACAUUUUUGAAAAACUGAGAGUUGAGAAACUAUUCGAGCUUGAAAACUACUUGGAAUCACGAGUUCCUAGUAGAUUUGACGACAGAAAAAUCAAAUUUAUAAUUCAAGACUUCGGAGGUGGUUUGACACAGCUUGCAAGGUAUUCAGACGAAUCAAGUUUAUUUGAAAAUAUCCGGGUUGACAGACCAUUUGAAGCUUACAUCGUAAAUGGAGAUGGAAGUCCUGUUGUUGACCGACCGUUUAUGUUCAAUUAUGACAGAAACACGGAUACAUUUUUUAUCGCUUCAACUAGACGAUUCAGCCAACCAGACAAAUAUUAUACUUCCAGAGAAAGGAUUGAAUAUGCUCGUCCAAAAGAAACAUCGGAAGAAUUUACAGAUAAAACUAAUAUGCAAAAACUUCCUAAGUUCAAGCGUAUUGAAAAUGAUGACCUUGAAAAUGAAAGUAUCAAUGCCCUAGAUAUUAUUCAACUGAUAAUUCCUUAUCCAGACGAAAAUAGGUAUGAUAUUAGAUACAUGAUACGAUGCAAAGAAGGACCCUGGGAUACUGUGAGCUUACCUGCAAAUGAAACUUACGUAGAAGUUAUCAUUGUGGAAAGGGAUGGUACUCUAGAACAGCUAGUAAUUCUCAAAUAUGAAGACAAAAACACAUACUCAAUCGUACAGUCAAAUACAGACAUAGACCAACUAAAAAGAUCAGUAAGAACCGAAGAAGAAUACAGACAAAUAGAAACAUAUCCAAUAAAGCGAAGGAAACCAGUAUUCAAAAGGUUCAAAGAGAGGUGUUGUGGAAAAGAUCAAAAGAAACAAAAAUAUACAGUCGUAGAGCGUGAAGAAUCUCUUCAAAGGCCUAAGCAACAAGAGGUUGUUGAGAUGAGUACGACGUCAAUAACUACUGAUGACAGAAGAAAACCUGUUGAAAGGCGUCGAGAAUUCCCACAAAGACCUAGACAGCAAGAAUUUAUAGAAACUACAGCCACAACCACAAUAGUACCUGCUGAAAAGACAUAUGAAGGUGAGAUCAGACCAUUGGUAAGAGAAGAGCGCGAGAAAUCCCCUCAACGACUUAGACAGCAAGAGUAUGUAGAAGUUUCCAGCAAAACCAUAACAGAAGAGAAAAUAAAAGAACCUAUGAAAGCAUCUGAUGGUGAGACAACAAAAACAUGGGUCUUACAAAGACGUGGUGAAUCUCCUCGCCGACAACAGGAAUAUAUAGAAGAAACUACCACCGCAACCAUAACAGAUGAAACAACAAGACAGCCUGGCGGAAGGCGUCGGGAGUCUCCUCAUAGAUAUAGACAGCAAGAGGAACUAGAAAGAGCUACUACUACAUUCAGGGUAGAUGGGAGAGGAGAGCCUACUACGUCAUCAUGGGUUGGUCAAAAGCGUAGGGAGUCUCCUCAUAGAUAUAGACAAGAAGAAAUAGAAACAGCUACCACUACAUUCACAGUAGAAGAGAGAGCAAGAGAGCCUACUUCGAAAACAUGGGUAGGUGAAAAACGUUUGGAUAUGAAACCGUCUGAUGGUGAGAUUAGAGGAAGUGUAGACGAAAGACGUUGGGAGUUUCCUCGAAGACGAACGCAACCCGAGUAUACAGAAACUAGACUCACAACAGAUGAGAGAACAAGUCUGCCUGCUGUGAAAACUUUUGAUGGUGAGAUCCAACCAUUGGUAGAAGAGCAGGUUGGUGAAUCUCCUCAACAUAGACAACAAGAGUAUGAACAAAGAACAACCACCAUCAUAACAGAUGAAGGAGAGCGUGCUGAAAAACCAUUGGUAGGCAAAAGAGUUAGUAAAUAUCCUUCCAAACCAAGAAGGCAAGAAUAUAUAGAAAUAACUACAGACGAAACCACGGUAGACGAGAAUAUAAAACAGCCUGCUGAGAAAAAAUAUGAUAGUGAAAAUAAAAAAUGGGUAAGGGUAGGUGAUAGGCGUUGGGAAUCUUCCCACAAACCUAGAAGGCAAGAGUAUACAGAAACAACUACCACAACAUAUGACAGAAAAAGGGAGCCUGCUGCAGAAAUAUCUGAUGAUAAUAUCAGAACACGGGUCAUCCAAAAGCCUUGGGAAUCUCCUAGAAGACUAAGACGGCAAGAUUAUGCAGAAAAAACUACAACAGUGGAAGAAAUACAAGAGUCCACUGAGAAAACAUUUGACGGUGAGAUUAGAACAUCAACCACAGCUACCACAAUAGAGGAAAGACCGAGAGAGCCUGUAGCAAGAAAGCCUGGUGGCGUGUGGAUAGGUGAAAGCCGUGGAUAUUCUCCCCAAAGCCGUAGACAGCAAGCGUAUGUAGAAAGACCCACCACAACAACCGAAACAGAAGAGACCACGGUAGAAACUUUCGAAGGCGAUAUAAGAACACGGGUAGGCGAAAGACAGCCAGAGUAUAUAGAAAAAACUACCUUCACCACAACCACAACAGACAAGACACACGAGGAGCAACCUGUGAAAGCAUUGGUAGAAGAGCAACUUGGUGAAUAUCCCCGUCAACAAACACAACGAGAGUAUGAGAGAUUUACCACCACAACCAAACCAGAUUAUGGUGAAAUAACAUUAGUGUUUGAAAUGCCUAAACAAGAAUAUGUAGAAACAACUAUAUCCACAACCAAAACAGGGGACACAAGAACAGAACCUGAUUCCAAAACAACUGAUGAUGAGAUUGUUGCAUUUGUAGAAGAGCGGGUUGGUGAAUCUCCGCAACGACCAAGACAAGAGUAUGUACAACGAAGUAUCACCACAACCAAAACGAAGGAAAUAAAAGAGCCUGGUGCAAAACCAUCUGGUGAUGAGAUUCCAUCAUGGGUAUUACAAAGACGUGGUGAAUCACCUCAACGACCAAGACAAGAGUAUGUAGAAACAAGUAUCACCACAACCAAAACAAAUGAGGAAAUAGAAGAGCCUGGUGCAAAGCCAUCUGGUGAUGUGAUUCCACCAUGGGUAUUAAAAAGACGUGGUGAAUCUCCUCAACGACCAAGACAAGAGUAUGUAGAAAGCAGUAUCACCACAACCAAAACAAAGGAGGAAAUAAAAGAGCCUGAUGCAAAACCAUCUGGCAGUGAUAUCCCAUCAUGGGUAUUACAAAGACGUGGCGAAUCUCCUCAACGACCAAGACAAGAGUAUGUAGAAAGAAGAUUCACCACAACAAAAACAGAAGAGGAAAUAAAACAGCCAGGUGCAACACCAUCCGAUGGUGAGAUUCCAUCAUGGGUAUUACAAAGACGUGGUGAAUCUCCUCAACGACCAAGACCAGAGUAUGUAGAAACAAGUAUCACCACAACCAAAACAAAGGAGGAUAUAGAAGAGCCUGUUGCAAAGCCAUCUGGUGAUGAGAUUCCAUCAUGGGUAUUACAAAGACGUGGCGAAUCUCCUCAACGACCAAGACAAGAGUAUAUAGAAAGCAGUAUCACUACAACUAAAACAAAGGAGGAAAUAAAAGAGCCUGAUGCAAAACCAUCUGGUGGUGAUAUUCCAUCAUGGGUAUUACAAAGACGUGGCGAAUCUCCUCAACGACCAAGACAAGAGUAUGUAGAAAGAAGAUUCACCACAACAAAAAGAGAAGAGGAAAUAAAACAGCCAGGUGCAAAACCAUCCGAUGGUGAGAUUCCAACAUGGGUAUUAGAAAGACGUGGUGAAUCGCCUCAACGACCAAGACAAGAGUAUGUAGAAACAAGUGUCACCACAACCAAAACAAAGGAGGAUAUAGAAGAGCCUGUUGCAAAGCCAUAUGGAGAUGAGAUUCCAUCAUGGGUAUUACAAAGACGUGGCGAAUCUCCUCAACGACCAAGACAAGAGUAUGUAGAAAGAAGAUUCACCACAACUAAAACAGAAGAGGAAAUAAAACAGCCAGAUGCAAAACCAUCCGAUGGUGAGAUUCCAACAUGGGUAUUAGAAAGACGUAGUGAAUCGCCUCAACGACCAAGACAAGAGUAUGUAGAAACAAGUAUCACCACAACCAAAACAAAGGAGGAUAUAGUAGAGCCUGUUGCAAAGCCAUCUGCUGAUGAGAUUCCAUCAUGGGUAUUACAAAGACGUGGUGAAUCUCCUCAACGACCAAGACAAGAGUAUGUAGAAACAAGUGUCACCACAACCAAAACAAAGGAGGAUAUAGAAGAGCCUGUUGCAAAGCCAUAUGGAGAUGAGAUUCCAUCAUGGGUAUUACAAAGACGUGGCGAAUCUCCUCAACGACCAAGACAAGAGUAUGUAGAAAGAAGAUUCACCACAACUAAAACAGAAGAGGAAAUACAACAGCCAGGUGCAAAACCAUCCGAUGGUGAGAUUCCAUCAUGGGUAUUACAAAGACGUGGUGAAUCACCUCAACGACCAAGACAAGAGUAUGCAGAAACAAGUAUCACCACAACCAAAACAAAGGAGGAUAUAGAAAAGCCUGUUGCAAAACCAUCUGGUGAUGAGAUUCCAUCAUGGGUAUUACAAAGACGUGGCGAAUCUCCUCAACGACCAAGACAAGAUUAUGUAGAAAGAAGCAUCACCACAACUAAAACAAAGGAGGAAAUAAAACAGCCAGGUUCAAAACCAUCUGGUGAUGAGAUUCCAUCAUGGGUAUUGAAAAGACAUGGUGAAUCUCCUCAACGACCAACACAAGAGUAUGUAGAAACAAGCAUCACCACAACCAAAACAAAGGAGGAUAUAGAAGAGCCUGUUGCAAAACCAUCUGGUGAUGAGAUUCCAUCAUGGGUAUUACAAAGACGUGGUGAAACUCCUCAACGACCAAGACAAGAGUAUAUAGAAAAAAGCAUUACCACAACCAAAACAAAGGAGGAAAUAAAAGAGCCUGGUGCAAAACCAUCUGGUGAUGAGAUUCCAUCAUGGGUAUUGAAAAGACGUGGUGAAUCUCCUCAACGACCAAGACAAGAGUAUGUAGAAAGCAGUAUCACCACAACCAAAACAAAGGAAGAAAUAGAAGAGUUUGGUGCAAAACCAUCUAGUGAAGAAAUUCCAUCAUGGGUAUUACAAAGACGUGGUGAAACUCCUCAACGACCAAGACAAGAGUAUAUAGAAAGUAGUAUCACCACAACCAAAACAGAGGAGAAAAUAAAAGAGCCUGACACAAAACCAUCCGAUGGUGAGAUUCCAUCAUGGGUAUUAAAAAGACGUAGCGAAUUUCCUCAACAACCAAGACAAGAGUAUGUAGAAACAACUAUCUCCACAACCAAAACAGAAACAACAAAAAAACCUGAGGGAGAAACAACUGGUGGGGAGAUCUUCGCAUUAGUAGAAGAGCAGCUUGGCGAAUCUCCUCAACUACCAAGACAAGAGUAUAUAAAAAAAACAACCACCACGACCACUACAGCUAAGGCAGAUGACAGCAUAGAACAGCCUGCUGCAAAAAGCACUGAAGGUAUCCCAACUGUGACUUAUAGAGAAAUUAAAUACGAAGAGGAUGGUGUUCAGAGGUUUGUUGCAGGAUCGUCAACCACUGUGCAACAGAUUUAUCAAGGCUCUUCAGACCUUCAGAGUGGUGAAUUCAUCAGCGGCACAGGUGACGCCAGUAGCAGCUCGAUGGCUUACGGCAUGAGUUCUGAGAGUGCUAGAAUGGUCAGCGGGGAAGUAUCUGAAAUUGUGCGCGACGACUCACAGGUGACUGGAGAUAUACAAGAAAGAAUGACAGUCACAGAGAGUAGACACACAUUCCGAAGUCACCCAUCAACUGAAAGUGGACAACAUCGAUUCCGGACUGAAAUCUCGGGUGUGGUAUUAAGACCACGUCCACCUACAAGCAGUUUCGGAUCUGAUGUAUCCUCGAUAGUUCAUGACGUCACGGACGACAUUAAGAAAUCAUACUUUUCUUUUACGGAAUCUUUAUAAAC